Mus pahari (shrew mouse) is the source of this 2137-nucleotide messenger RNA. RefSeq names its product nuclear receptor interacting protein 3 (gene Nrip3). The transcript is spliced from 7 exons. The record is from RefSeq and is a predicted model, not a curated record. The coding region runs from base 62 to 784 and encodes 240 amino acids. Gene Ontology annotation, biological process: proteolysis. Gene Ontology annotation, molecular function: aspartic-type endopeptidase activity. NCBI's taxonomy places the organism in Eukaryota, Metazoa, Chordata, Mammalia, Rodentia, Muridae.
GCUCGAGGUUGAAGGUGCUUGGCAGGGGACACCCGGCCGCCCGGCCGCGGGCGUCUCAGCGAUGUUUUACUCAGGACUCCUCACGGAGGGCGGCCGCAAGGAGACAGACAUGCGGGAAGCGGCGUCCCUGCGGCAGCAGCGCCGGAUGAAGCAGGCGGUGCAGUUCAUCCACAAGGACUCCGCCGACCUGCUGCCCCUGGACGGCCUCAAAAAGCUGGGCUCGUCCAAGGACACGCAACCUCAUAACAUUCUGCAGAGGCGCCUCAUGGAAACCAACCUGUCUAAGCUGCGGAGCACUCGUGUCCCUUGGGCCUCUAAGACCAACAAAUUCAAUCAGACUAAGUCUGAAGGGCUGAAGAAAUGUGAAGAUGAAGACAUGAUUUUAGUGUCGUGCCAGUGUGCUGGGAAGGACGUGAAAGCUUUGGUUGACACUGGCUGCCAAUAUAAUCUCAUCUCCUCAGCCUGUGUGGACAGAUUGGGACUAAAGGACCAUGUCAAAUCUCACAAGCAUGAAGGAGAAAAGCUUUCUCUACCACGGCAUCUCAAAGUAGUAGGCCAGAUUGAGCACCUACUGAUUACAGUGGGUUCUCUCCGUCUGGAUUGCCCAGCAGCUGUGGUUGAUGAUAAUGAAAAAAGCUUAUCGCUUGGUCUCCAGACUCUUAGAUCCCUGAAGUGUAUCAUAAACUUGGACAAGCACCGGCUGAUUGUGGGGAAGACAGACAAGGAAGAAAUCCCUUUUGUGGAGACAGUUUCUAUGAAUGACGACAACACUUCAGAAGCAUAAUUGCAGCCUGAAGCGUGUGUGCAUGUGCACACACACCAGGUUGACAGACUGAGAAAACUGGGUUCGAACUAAAUACAGUAGCAACUUGCUAUGGACCAAGUCCUUCCCUCCAGUACAUCCUGCAGGGGCUUCUUCCCGCUCAGACCUUUUUAGACUAUAGUCUGUGCUUAGAGAUCUUGUCUGGUUAAUGGCUUAAUGGUUAAACAGACAUUGUUUUUUACUUCUUUGAACAUUUAAUUUAUAGACCUUUUUUGACACUGCCAGGUCUUAUUUGUGGCCUAUUUCUCUGCUUCUUCCAAGAAUUUGCUUUUUAUUAAUCAAUCCAGUGUAGGGGCUGCCAGGUUCUACUUCUCCAUAGAUAACACUUGCUUUUUUAAAAUAUCAAAAUAUAUAGUAAAUAGGAACUUUCUUUCAGUUGUUUCAAAGAGAUGUAGAAACAUGUUUUGACUUUAGAAUCUCUUCUGAAGUAAUUGAUUUUUCCAGUGUGAACUUACCUGAAAGAUGUUUCAGGGAGGUCAUCUGGUACAGACAUUUAAUUUAAACACACAGACAGGUAAAUGAAUUAUCUAAAUUCACACUUUAAGUCAGUGGCAGAAGAUAAGCAGAAUCCGAGCCUGAUAUCCAAACCAAGGCUCUUACGCUGCUUCAUUUGUUUUCCAGCCUUAAGAAGAAGGCAGGAAGGUUAAAGUGCAAAACAGGAAGGAUAAUGGAUAUGGCUUAGUGGUGGCCUGCUUGUCUAAUGUGCACAAGGUCCUGGGUUCCAUCACAGCACUAGCGAUAGAGAGAUGGCAUGUUGAUUAAGAGUGCUGGCUGCAUAAGCAUGAAGACUGCCAUUCAGAUCCCAGUACCCAAACAAAAGCUGGACAUUGUCCCCCACACACUUGAGACCCCAGAAUCAACAGGAUAACCAAUGGAACUUUCUAGCUUCCAGUCUAACCAAAAGAGAGAGAGGAAGACAGGAAGAGGAGGAGAAUGGGGGUGUGUGUGUGUCUCCAGAGUCCUUGCUUCAAAGGAACCAAGUGAUGUGUGGUAGAGGAAUAGACGACACCCACAUGUUCCUCUGGCCUCUGUGAGUGUACACAGGUGCACAGCUCCAUGCAUUCAUACAAGUUCCUACACACACUCAUAGACACACAUGGAUACACACCACAGGGAAAAGAUGAGAGGGUGCAAAAACAGGCUACGAAGAUAAAACAGUCUCUCAGUGAACAAGAGAAGAAAGAAACCACAGAUAGGAGGGGAUAUUAUUAGUCCCUGAGACACCACUGACAAUGUAGUUGUUACUGUGGGAUAUUGAUUACCCCUAAGAACCAGUCAGAAUGUCUGUCUGUCUUGAUACAUGUCACAAAGAUU